AUAUAGAUGAUGCAGCCGUGUUCUUUUUCCUUACUGAUUCAUUUUGCAAACAUGCUGAGGCCAAGCAGGGUAUGAUUAGAUUAAUUCUUGUAUCAUUGUUAUAUGCAUGUAGAUGGAUCCCUCUUUGAGCCGCGAGCUGUUGUGUAAGCAAGCAGCUGCCUUGACAGUAGUGAUGGUUUCAUUUGUUACAACUAGGCUUAAAAGAAAAAGGUUUGAUCCUGAAGUAGAGCCUGACCCUCUAGUCUAUGUACUUAGGGAACAAAGUGAACUUCACAGACAGAGGACCCUCAACAUGAUUUACAACUCCACUGAUGUAGAGUGCAUUUCCAUGCUUAGGAUGAAGAGAGCCCCUUUUUUUGCUUUAUGCACGACCUUUAGAGAGAGGGGACUGGUAACUGAUAGGGAGGGGGUGCCAGUAGAGGAGCAAGUUGCCAUGUUCUUGCAUGUUGUUGGUCACAACCAAAGGUUCAGAGUUGUGCACCAGGCCUUUAGGAGGUCCAUUCAGACAGUACACAAGCACUUUCAUCAGGUUUUGUAUGCUGUUGGAGAGCUUAGGAAGGAACUUAUCAAGGCACCUAGCCCUACCACUCACCCAAAGAUCACUGGAAGCUAUAGAUGGAAUCCAUAUUUAAAGGACUGCAUUGGUGCCAUUGAUGGCACCCAUGUGCUGGCAAGGGUGCCUAGACACAUGCAGCAAGCUUUCAGGGGUAGGAAAACUAACCCGACACAAAAUGUGAUGGUUGCUGUGGACUUUGACCUCAAGUUCACAUACGUUCUAGCUGGCUGGGAGGGGUCUGCCCAUGAUGCACUUAUCCUAGCUGAUGCCAUUGAGAGGGAUGAUGAGUUCACUGUCCCACAAGGUAAUUGCACUACCAAGUUCACAUUGUAGGUAAAUUCUACAAUGUCACACAAGCUCACAGUAGAUUUCACAUUGUAGGUAAAUUCUACUUGGUAGAUGCGG
Zea mays is the source of this 961-nucleotide messenger RNA. RefSeq names its product protein ALP1-like. The record is from RefSeq and is a predicted model, not a curated record. NCBI's taxonomy places the organism in Eukaryota, Viridiplantae, Streptophyta, Magnoliopsida, Poales, Poaceae. The transcript is spliced from 2 exons. The coding region runs from base 113 to 889 and encodes 258 amino acids.